Molecule: messenger RNA, 2165 nt
Organism: Amoebophrya sp. A120
Lineage: Eukaryota; Dinophyceae; Syndiniales; Amoebophryaceae
Source: the annotation of a GenBank genome assembly
AGUUUCGGGAACCGCUCGAUCUUUGUGCAACUUGCACCUUCAUCAGUGAUCCUCGGUGGAAAGUGCUCGUUUAGUUUUCUACCUCACUUGGUUAGUUUUCUACCUACCUAGUACGCACCGAAAGAAUUGUAAAAUGUAAAGCGGGGUCUGUAGCUUUACCUUUCUGAGAGUAAGUUUGAUGCCGACCCUGGUUUGUACGUAAAACUCCCUUCGAUCAACAAGAUGUCUGCACCAGUGGCACGAGAAGAUAAUGUGCAAAACACUCCCGGCGCAAGCAGCAGCUCUUCGUCCUACCGCCCCGCGGCGCGAGCGGAGGGACAAGCGACCAGCAGCAGUCCUUCUUCGGGGCCCCGGAAGCAAAGGAACGAAGGUGAACCACAAGCGCCGCAGAAUCAUCAAACAGGGGCGACUUCGCCUGCUGUUGGGAAACACGACGACAAUAUGAAGAGCAGCAGCCAGGCCGGAAAAGAAAGUGAACAACAGACGCAUAGUACUUCUUCACCUGGAAAUAAAGAACAAACCCCCGCCGCCGCACCUGCAAAAGCGCAGAAUGACGAACAACCAGCAGCGGAGGUACAACAAAACACCGCGAACAUGGACGUAGACGAAGAAAAUGAUCCCGACGAAGACGACAGCGACGAGGAGCCCGCGCCGAUUCGGCGUCUAGAGCCCGACGAUUUGGAGAACGAGAAAAUUUUCGAAAUUCUGAUGGAAGACACCUACCACCACUACUACAUCACCACCACCUGGACCCCGCAGUACUACCGCCGCCUGGCCUUCGAGGGGUUCAUCGCGGUGCGCCACUCGAAAUAUUUGCUGCCCGAGAUCCAGAAGAGCUACUGCGUGUUGGACUUUCAGAACCUACAUAUCGGCCGCAAAACGCGGCGGUUUUUGAAGCGCGGGAAAUUCCGCUUGUUCAACACGAGAAAUUGGGACGAGUGCGUCCGGAAAAUCGGCGAGUAUUGGUCGGCGGGGAAAAAGAAAAAUGGUAAUGCCGAGAAAGAAAAAUCUGCGGAUGAUGCGACGGGGAAAGACGAAGAGGCACAGAAAGAAGAUCACGAGUCCUGCUGGUACAACAAAGACUAUGCAAGUUUGGUGCGGCAGGCGGGUCUGUUGCCACCAGAGGCAAGCAAAGGCAGGGGGAAGAUGAACGCCUUCUUUCAAGCCCAGCAGGAGCCAAACCAUGCGUCGAAAGCAGGCCAAGCCAGCUCUAGCACAAAUGUGCGAGAACAAAAAGGACGUCAGCGCGGGAAGUCGUCGCCGAGUGGCGAAGGAUCAAACGGUAAGAAAAACAUGAAGCUGGUCCCACAUUCUAUCGAGCUCUACGAGGUGGUAGAAGAGAAUGAUCCGGUUGCAACGCCCGGUAAGAUAACAGGGGGUAUUUCCACUGAAACACAGCCCGGCGCAAGUAGUUCUUCUACUUCCGGAGCAGGCGGUCCAGCGCACGCUUCUACUACCGACACGACAAACAGUUCCGCCUCAAGUAAAAAACAGGAGAAGCUGAAGCUAAUCGCAGGGGAGUGCGGUUACAGUUUCGGAAAAGUGUACACCUCGUUAACGGGCUUCUGUGACAAAUCGAAGCCGAACUGCGGGCUACUGCAGAUGUGGCUGCUGGGCAAGUGGCUCGAAAGGAAUCAGUACGAUUUUUGGAAUCUGGGCCACCCGCCCCGGAAGAAGAAAAAGCCCACGGCGAAGAAAGCGGGAGAAGCUGCAGACACGCAGGAGGAGGCGGGAGACAUGACCAUGAAAUACAAGUCGGAUGUAUGAAGGUGGAGACCGUGAGGGCGCGACACUGUUCUUGCGUGUUGGUUGGUUUAUUUGCGGAGAAUGCAUUUUGAGUUCUUGCAUAACUACGAGUACGAGGGCACGAGAGUUAAAGUGUGCAUUUUUGACAAAGAGCAGUACAAGCCGGUCGCGUCCUCACUUCUCCCCUUUCACACCGCCUUGGCGGUCACGUGCUCCAGCGUGCGGAUUUUCUGGCAAAGUGGCGAGCCAGCCGAGAUUUUCAAGAGGACUUCCGGGGUUUGGAAGACGAGUUUGACUUUUCAGAUCUGUUGGCGAAGAUGUAAAUAACAGAAGUUUGAUGUCGCAUCACUUUCACUUCCAACUAUUCCAGUACAAAAAUGCUGCAAAUGCGGUUACCGGGCUAGGUAAGGCUGGAAUAU